Rotaria sp. Silwood2 is the source of this 789-nucleotide messenger RNA. NCBI's taxonomy places the organism in Eukaryota, Metazoa, Rotifera, Eurotatoria, Philodinida, Philodinidae. The record is from the annotation of a GenBank genome assembly.
AUGAAUUUAUUAAUACGAACACUUGUCUCUCGACAAUCUUCGCUUUUUAUUUGUCGUCGGCAUUUAACUACGGAAAAACGACGUCGAGCAUUUCUAACAGAUAAAUCUCGUUCAUCAAUACCUUCAUCUCCUCGUAAUAAUACUAAUAAUAAAUAUCCAUUGGGAUUUAUCAAUGAAAAAAAUAUUAUUGCUGGAAUAAUUAUUGUUAAUGGAAUUGUUUUUGUUACAUGGCAAUUUUCUUAUGCGAAUUUUCGAUCAAAUCAUGAUCAACGCCUAUUAUGGUUUAUGACAAAAAAUUUUAUGGUAUCUUGGGAUGGUGUUGUUCGACAAAAUCGUGUAUGGACUCUGCUUACUUCAGCUUUUAGUCAUUUUGAUUUAACACAUUUUUUGAUUAAUAGUUUCGUUUUAUAUAGUUUUGGUCCUCUUGUUUUAAAUCAUAUUGGUUUACCAGCGUUUAUUCAACUAUUUCUUGUUAGUGCAGUUGGCUGUUCACUUGGUCAUAUAUUUUAUCAACGAUUUUAUGAUCGAAGACCUAGUUUACCAGCUGUUGGAGCCUCCGGUGUUACAAUGGGCAUGGUAGUACUAUAUUCAUUUUUUCGUCCAUUUGAUACUGUUCUUCUAUUUUUUAUUGUACCUAUGCCAGUUAUUGUCGGUGUUGGAGCAUUUAUUGCAUAUGAUCUCUAUCGAGCUAUAACACAUCGUCAAAAAAAUAUUGGCUCUGCAGGUCAUAUUGGUGGGGCUAUUGCUGGUGCUUUGUAUUAUUUUUUAAAAAUUCGUGGACGAUUAUAA